AUGGCCAUGGAGCUUUUCUCCUUCAUGCCAAAAUCUUCCACUAUAAAUCCCAACAUGGCGAACAGCACGGCGGUGAUGGCGAACAGCACCGUCACAGCAUUCCCAUUAGGCUAUUCUCCUUUGAAGACUAAUGAUGCAUGGCCACAACGUUCUCAUUGUGCUAAUGAUGCUUUCACCUUGUUUUUUCGUAUGAUGUGGAUGCUCUUUGACACUCAAUUCAACGAUGUCCAUGGUCAAUGUGGCUGCUUAAAUGAGAAAACUUGCGGCUUACGUUAUUCGACUUCAGAGAAAGCAGCGUUUUGCGCCAUUCCUAAUCCACCACAAAUGUACUCCUUUACUGCAAUAGCGAGCCGCGACCCAACAAUACCCGAGCCGUACUUCCCCUGCAGCUUUCCUCUUCACCGGGAAUAA
Molecule: messenger RNA, 411 nt
Organism: Microthlaspi erraticum
Lineage: Eukaryota; Viridiplantae; Streptophyta; Magnoliopsida; Brassicales; Brassicaceae
Source: the annotation of a GenBank genome assembly